UCCUUUCCCUCCGACUAUGACCAUCUCAUCCUCCCUCCGCCACCGCACUUGCUCGCCGGAAUGAAAUCCUCCGGCGAGAUCUUGGAGGUCCGCUCCACCGGUCGCAAAGAUCGACACAGUAAAGUAUGCACUGCAAAAGGUCCGAGAGAUCGCCGUGUUCGUCUUAGCGCUCACACCGCCAUUCAAUUCUACGACGUGCAAGACAGACUCGGCUAUGAUCGUCCAAGCAAAGCAGUGGACUGGCUUAUAAAGAACGCAAAAUCUGCCAUUGAUGAGCUCGGUCCUGCUUCUAUAAGAAAUCCCGUACCUGCGGCUGAAGACUCUGGUUCUGCUUCCUUUACCUUCGAUGCACCACCAAAUAGCUCGCAGGAUCUCCACCUUUCUCUCCAAUCCUUCCAAGAUGACAUCUUUAGCAAUCAAAACCCUGUUUUUUUCGAUAACUGUAAUUCUGUGGGAUUAUCAGAGCAGAACCAGAGAAUGGCUUCAAGGAACGCUAUGGUGUUUAGCCCUGCUCAGAUUUUUGCACAGAGGGAACCCCUUCAGUCCAGUAACUUACCCUUGUUUCGUCCAUGGAUGGAGACUAUGGAUCAGGAAAUGCUCAAUCCAUCGUCUUCCUCUGUUGGAUUUUCAGGUUUUCGCAUCCCUGCUAGGAUUCAAGGAGAAGAAGAGCUUGACAGUAUGUCACAUACGCUGUCUUCUCGUUCCUCUAGUUCGUAUCACUAG
This is a messenger RNA of Phalaenopsis equestris, 723 nucleotides long. RefSeq names its product transcription factor PCF5-like. The record is from RefSeq and is a predicted model, not a curated record. Gene Ontology annotation, biological process: regulation of secondary shoot formation. Gene Ontology annotation, molecular function: DNA-binding transcription factor activity; sequence-specific DNA binding. The coding region runs from base 61 to 723 and encodes 220 amino acids. The transcript has a single exon. NCBI's taxonomy places the organism in Eukaryota, Viridiplantae, Streptophyta, Magnoliopsida, Asparagales, Orchidaceae. Gene Ontology annotation, cellular component: nucleus.